CUGCACAUUCACCAUCACGUCGGCUUAUUAGUCAUUACGCUUUCUUUCAUUAUUGAAAAAUUCUGUUGAAAACUCUUCUCCUUUAUAAAGAUAAGGAUAUAAAGUUUUCGCAUCUCAUUCCCGUUAAUUGUGCAUAUAAAGUUCAUGAGAAGAUGAGGAUGCUGCACUCAAAGACAAGGGAGGGGAGAUUUGUUGACACCCCCAUAUAUUUGAAUAACAAACCUUGGAUUGUCAUCUAGAGACAAUCAAGUCUGAGUGAGGUUGCUGGAGCGCUUGGAUUAUCAAAGGCGAUACGUCAUUGCGAACUGAAGCGAUUGGCUAGAUUCCGCUCCUUUUUCUCCAGAAUUUGCAACCACGACCGGUCUUCGCCUCCGGAACAGCGAGAUCCCUACAGUAGAGACAGGUGGACUCCCCUGGGACUUAAUUCAUUUGAGAGAAAUGAACGCAAUAUAGCGCACACAUUCGUCGGGGUGGAAAUUUCUAUUCGCUUUCAUCUCCUCAAUUUCUCCCCUGCAAUAGAGACACUAACCGAACCGGAAUAAAUGAGUACCCGGACCUUGGAGAGACUGGCGCUUUCCAUUCCACAUUGUGCCUUAAACGGAACCGCUGGGACCAACAAUGAUACAUGCUUUGACCGGGUGGAUCAGCUGUUCCAGGCGUUCUCAUCCACCGCCGUGCUUUUCGUGCUCAUCGUGAUGAUCAUUGGGAUAAUAUUAGUCUCCAUCAUGACCUUCCACUUUCACAAAAGCAAGAUGAAAAAGCGCAAGAUCCAGAAAGCCCAAGAGGAAUACGAACGCGACAACUGCAGUCCUAAAGCGGCCAAAGGCAAGCCGGUGGUCCGACAGUGUAAAAUGGUGAGACCCCCCACGGCGGUGCGGAAGAGUGAUCCAAACACGGACAGUCUUGGCGUGACACCUGUGAUCCCAGAGGACACGACACACACGGGACAAAUGAAGGACGAUAACUUGUUGGAAUCGGUCGCUGUGUCUUGAUAACGCAGUUCCAGCCUUUGAUGAACACUGUAAAUGCAACCUCUGUAUUCAUAUGAUAUUGCCUACGGAAUAUAUAUAUAUAUAUAUAUAUAUAUAUAUAUAUAUAUAUAUAUAUAUAUAUAUAAAUCCUUUGUAUAAGCUAGAGAGUUCAUAAGUUUUCAUUUUAAGCUUCUGAAGGAGCCUGUGGAAGAAAUCUAUGAACAGUCUUCAAGCUUAACUGCUUUUUGAGGAGAAAAGACUUUUCAAAAAUCCUAAAGGAAAGCUAAUGGGAUUGUUUUCAUAAUUUGGAGCCAAUCCUAAUGGAAUCAAAUAAGAAUCCUAUAGGAAUCAAAUAACAUUCUCCAGUAGGAUUGUAUGGAAUGCUGAUGGAAUUUAUAUCAUUAUUUGGAACCAAUCCUAAUAGUUUCAGAUAAGAAUCCUCUAAGAAUCAAAUAGCAUCCUACAGGAAUAGGCAAAAGUCUGGGGAAAAAAUGCAUUAAUCAGUUAAUGCAGCAGUAUUGAAUGUUAAUGGAGUUUUAUCAUAAUUUGGAGCAAUUCCCAAUAGAGUGAAAUUAUCCUGUAAUGAAAUUCUACUGGAUCAUUUGAAAUUCUGAAGCUCAUUAAUCAAUUAAUCCAGUAGGACUGUACUGAAUGCUAAUGGGAUUUUCAGAAUUUGGAGCAAAUCCGUAUGGAAUCAAAUAAGAAUCCUCUAAUCCUCUAAUCUAAGACUAGGAAUACAUUCGGAAUAUCUUAAAUUCUGGAAAUAGCAUUAAUCAGUUAAUCCAGAAUGUUAUUGAAUGCUAAUGGUAUUUCUUUCAUAAUUUUGUGUCAAUUUGAGGAAAAUGGGAUCAAGCCGGAAAUCCUCAUUCCUAUCCAAGAAUCACAUAGGAUCAUAAUGGAUAGACUUAAAAGCCUUAUUUAUUUAUUGAAUGUCUUUUCGUCCAAUUUAAUCUUACUUUGUUACAAUUCUUGUUUGAUCCCUAAGUUUGGCUCUUAAUUUUGAUAGAAAUUCCAUCCAUUCCAUUUCCAAUCCUUUAGGAUUUUUUGACAUGGGGAUUGUCUUGUCCACUCUUCUUCAUAUUGUCCAAGAGGAACAAUUGUAAACAGGGCUGUUGUUUGAUGAAUUAUGGACCUACUGGCAGAAUAGAGUUAGAUAUUACUGAAUUAAAUUUUGUAGGAUAUUGGGAUGUAAGGGAUAUAGUGAAGUUCCUCAAAGUUUAAGUGACUUUAAGGGAUAAAUCCUGUACAGUCGCUGUCCAGUGCUGCGGUGCUGAAAUAAGAACACAAACAUUCGUCUUCAUCGUGUAGAAUCUCAACACAACUCACAAUACGUUUUGAGUUUUAACGACUCUUAGGUGUCACUCUUUUAGACAACAUUGUGGUUUCUUUUGACAAAUAGAUUUCCUAACUGGGAUAUUCUUUUUCAUUCAUCUUAGUGGCUUUUUGAAGAUAGAGGCUCAAUUCGUGCCAUUCUGGCUCGGCAUGAAUAGGUUUAGUGUUUUAACCCCUUUAUUCCUGAGACUAGUAAAGUGCAAUUGCAGCAGCUAGUGGUAGUAUAGCCUAUAUAUUUGUUUUGUUUAUAGCACUGUAUAACCAUAGUAAAACGUAUGUAACCUAAAGCAUUUAGGUUUUGUGUUACAGCUCUGUAUUAAUGCUUUUCUUUUUGCCUUUUUGCUCUAGAUUAAUAUAACAGCAAUGAUUAAGUAUUAUGUUUUAAACUUAGGAUACUAAAAUAGUGUAUCAAUAAAGCUACAAAUAAUAAGAUAACAUUUUAGAAGUCAUUUUAUGUAUUUCCUUGACGUUGUGUUGAAUUGGAAAUUGGAGUUAUAGGCAGAAAUCACGUUAUGUAACAGACCAAAAUUUUAACUUUUGCUUUUAUUUUGUUCAAUGCAUACAAUUUUUAAUUACCAAUAAAGUGUUGU
Myxocyprinus asiaticus (Chinese sucker) is the source of this 2893-nucleotide messenger RNA. RefSeq lists its product as uncharacterized. The record is from RefSeq and is a predicted model, not a curated record. Bases 543 to 992 code for a protein of 149 amino acids. The transcript is spliced from 2 exons. NCBI's taxonomy places the organism in Eukaryota, Metazoa, Chordata, Actinopteri, Cypriniformes, Catostomidae.